Molecule: messenger RNA, 952 nt
Organism: Bombyx mandarina (wild silkworm)
Lineage: Eukaryota; Metazoa; Arthropoda; Insecta; Lepidoptera; Bombycidae
Source: RefSeq, a predicted model, not a curated record
CACAUGAUGUGCCAAUACCGUUCCACGCUAUGAAGAGAGUGCUUAAUGUGCCAAGUUUCGUUUUAUUUAACGGUCAUAAAAUAAUGCUGAUUAGAGUUAGAUGUAUACCUAUAUUUGCGUAUAGUGAAGGCAGUUACUUAGUUAAGAUUUUGAUCCUAAGUAACCUUGUUUCUGGUUGCAAUAUUGCGCAAUCGCUCAUCCUACUGCUCCUGGGUUAUACCGCGGGCGAGGCUCGGACACAUUUGGUCGAAGAGAGCAUGUUGCUAGUGAAGACCACAUACCACGGGUCCCCGGGGCACGGGCACUUCACCCAAAAGUCCAAAAGCAUUGUAAGGCUGAUUCUUGUACGAUUUUGCAGAAGUAGUUUGAUGACAUAUCCUGACGUGAUGCCGCUCGCAAGCGUCGCGUAUGGAUGGGUUGCGGUGUAGGGUCACGGAGCUAUUGUAGUAAAUCGUCACUCGCGUAAAAGCCGAGGUUGACCGAAGCUACCCACGUACUAUUCCGCCGUACGCUCCGCGUCGUGAACAGCAGUGAGCACUCGACUGGCCGUCGUCCGACCGGCGUCGGCGCGCCAGUCACCGCUGCCAGGAGGCAGCUGACUACAAUAUUAUAUGGCUUGUAACAUAUUAUAAUAAUAUGACAAUGUAGUAAUGUAAAUAGUACAUACCUACACCAAAGCCGAUUUCGAUUUCAAUAAAUGAUGUUAUGUGAUACGUAUGAGUGUGUAAUCUAGCCAGUAUUACUGUAGUGUACUUAGAUGUAAGGAGAGUACUAGUCGAGCUGCUGGUGCUGGGGCUAGUCGUCCCUCGCUUCUUAACGGGAUGUGGCUCAAAUAUCCUAUUGUUUGUACUUUAAUAAAUGUUAUGUUCUAACGAGUAGUUUUAAUACUAUUAAAUCGCAACUUGCAGACCAGAUGAGAGUUAUACGCAAGAUUAAUAACAGGUUGGGGAAA